This is a messenger RNA of Tricharina praecox, 1742 nucleotides long. Its product is annotated as HAD-like domain-containing protein. Bases 103 to 1476 code for a protein of 457 amino acids. Lineage: Eukaryota; Fungi; Ascomycota; Pezizomycetes; Pezizales; Pyronemataceae. Gene Ontology annotation, molecular function: phosphoprotein phosphatase activity. The record is from RefSeq and is a predicted model, not a curated record. The transcript is spliced from 2 exons.
AGAAAAGUAACCACCCCUCCAUCGUCAUCGUGAUAUCCGCAACUUCCACAACCAAACCACGCACUCCUCCUCCAAUCAACCGGGAAGGUCAAUCCCGCCACGAUGCUCUCCCGAACGAUCCAGCAUUCCCUCCGCCGGAGCGCCGCUGCGUUCACCAAGCCACUCACAGCAGCAACAUCACCUCACCUCCAGACCCGCACAUAUGCCCAGCAACCACCGAAAGACAGCACGCCUGCUGAGUCCGAGCCGAUCCUUCCGACCGAUGCCACUGCCUCCCCUCUCGAGAAUGCUUCCACCACUACCCGAGAUCCUCCCCAGGAUGCGGCCGAACAGCCCGGCCCCAGUACCGGCUCGCGCUCGCGCUCCAAGACUGGCGGCGAUGGACUCCCACGAUCUGCGUACGUCUCGUCGACCGACCGGAGACGCAAUGCUAUGGCAAAGUACUCCGCCUAUGCUGCACUGCUAGGUUUAGUCGGCGGCACACUGUACCUUGGGCGUGAUUUGGAGCCGGAUGAGAAGGAGGUACAUCCGACUAUUGGCAGUGGAUGGGACGAGUUCUUUGUGCGCGUGAAAGCUCGGUCAAACGACUUCAUGAGCUUCUACAAUGAGCCGCCGUUCGACAAAUUACUGCCCGAUCCUAUUCCCGAGUAUGGCCGGCCGUAUACACUUGUGAUUGCGCUUGAGGACCUGAUGAUCCAUUCGUCGUGGUCGCGCGAGCACGGCUGGCGGAUUGCGAAGCGCCCCGGAUUGGAUUACUUCCUUGCCUACCUGUUUCAAUACUAUGAGGUGAUCGUGUUUACAAACCAGCCCGAGGCAAUGGCCGCGCCCAUUCUGCAGAAGGUCGACCAGCAGCCUGGAUACAUCAUGUUCCCGCUGUUCCGUGCGCACACCAGAUACGUGGACGGAAAGUAUGUGAAGGACCUUAACUACCUCAACCGCGACUUGAGCAAGGUGGUAAUGCUGGAGACGAACCCGGAUGCGUGGUCCGCGAACCCUGACAACACCGUCAAGCUGCCGCCGUGGAAAGGCGAUGCCAAUGACCGCGAUCUGGUAGCGCUGAUCCCGUUCCUGGAGUACAUCGCCGCCAUGGGUGUGAAGGAUGUUCGGCCGAUCAUCAAGGACUUUGAGGGCACACACAUCCCAACCGAGUUCGCCCGGAGGGAAGAGCUCAUCCGGAUGCAACUGAGGAAGGAGCUCGGACAGAAGAAAACAAAGAGCAAGGGGCCGCCGUCGUGGAUGGUGAGCGCGCUUGGUAUGAGGCCGAAAGACGAUCAGGAAGAGGAUGUCAAGACUUUCAUGGAUCUCGCCAGAGAACGCGGCCAGCAGAGCUACCUUACCAACCAGAAACAUCUGGAGUCGCACCGUGAAGAUAUGUUGAGGGAGCAGCAGCAGGCUGAGAAGGAGAUGGCCGAGCAGAUGAAGACCAGUCUAUCCAAGAUCUUUACUGAGGGUCUGCCGAAGCAGCCAGGACAGUAGAUGGACAGAUUGUUACGGGGGAGGAAAUGUAAGAAAUUCGGCGACUGUAUCAUAGGAGAUUGUGCUCUGCUCUUUCAUUACCGUACUUUGGAAUGAACAUACUACCUAUACUGCUUUUUUAACUUCUGUUAUGCGAAAGUUUUGGAAAUGGGAACGGCGGGACGGGUGGGUUUGUAAUCCACUCGAGAGAAGAAGAUGGGUGUUGGAUGUUCAAGUGCUAUGUACUUGAUGUACGAUAGUGUUCUGAAUACAGCGACGAAUUCCGU